AUACAUCAUCAUUGCUAGCUGAAAUGUGCAAUCGCGUCAUGCGUCAUUUGCUUUUGCAUACCUCGGUCUCUUGUAGACUUCUGUUCCUUUACACCCAUCCACCUUGAUUCUGAGCAUCGAAUCGACCCAAUUGAUACACACAUCAGCUCAAGCUCGACCUUCACGACCUACGUUACCCACGGCUUGAAGUUUGUCGAAAGAACCCACCAUGUUCCGCAACACUAUGAUCAGGUCCACGCGGACCCUCCGCCUCACUGCCCCAUCCGCACGCCCUUUCUCCCUCUCAGCCUCAAGAUGCGUCGAGCAAUACCCCAACAACCUGAGCACGAACUCAAAGACCAAGACGGACAAAUACGACAGCGAUAGUCCGCACGCAGUACAAGAUAAGGUCAAGCAGGGCGACACACACAACAUUCAGGAGAGCAACGCAAAGGCUGGCAUGGACAGCGCACAAAAAGAGGGCACCGGAGGUCAUGCAACUGAGGGAAAGGACUCGGCAGGUGGAAAGGAGACGGCGAAGAAGGAGUUCCCUGAGGCGCCGGACCCAGCUAUUGGCAUGCAGGAUGAGAGGGGUGGACGGGGUGGUUAGGUGCGAUAUGGUCUUUGAGCAUCUUGACGAUCCCGUGUCAAGACGAGCAGACUUAUCGACACACGUAAAUGCAUACAAAGAGACAGUAUUGGAGGACCAGACUAGAACGAAGCCAGAGCGUGUUGCUCGAAUUCUAGGAACCAGCAUAAUACGAAGAGAUAUUGCCAAGUCUGCGGAUCAUACCAUGGUGGCUUGUUGGUGUGAGAUAUUGAUUAGGUGCAAGAUGCUCACCAUCACUCAAUACAGAAUAC
Messenger RNA from Alternaria rosae, 840 nucleotides. RefSeq lists its product as uncharacterized. The coding region runs from base 209 to 589 and encodes 126 amino acids. The record is from RefSeq and is a predicted model, not a curated record. Lineage: Eukaryota; Fungi; Ascomycota; Dothideomycetes; Pleosporales; Pleosporaceae. The transcript has 2 exons.